Acanthoscelides obtectus is the source of this 882-nucleotide messenger RNA. NCBI's taxonomy places the organism in Eukaryota, Metazoa, Arthropoda, Insecta, Coleoptera, Chrysomelidae. The record is from the annotation of a GenBank genome assembly.
CGUGUCACUACUUAUAAACUUAUAUGUCUUAUCACGAGUUGUCAAGGAACAAGUAGUAAAUAAGAAAAAAAUAAGGAAAAAUCCAAAUUAAAGUUUGGGUCAAGUUUCAAAUUGUGUCCAAGGAUUGUUUAACAAAAAUUUUGGAAUUUCUGAAUCCAGAUAACUCAUUCGAAAAUUGUAUACAACAAAUAUUCAAAAUCGGAACGUAUGUAAUUUUAAAUAAGAUCUCCGUACAGCUCCAGGCACAAGAGAAAGUUUUCAGUGAAAUUAUAGAUAUGGCGUUAACAAGCGCUUUACAACAAAGUCGGACGAUAUUAAGAAAUGUAGGGCAGAAUUAUUUGAAAAAUAAUGUACGGAUAUUUUCUGUUAGCCCUCCAGUGCCAAACAAAAAGGAAGUGCAAGUAACAUUCAUAAAGGCUAAUGGAGAGAAAAUAAAAGCCAAAGGCAAAGUGGGUGAUUCACUUUUGGAUGUUGUGGUGAAUAAUAACAUUGACCUAGAUGGAUUUGGAGCUUGUGAGGGAACAUUAACAUGCUCCACAUGUCACUUGAUAUUUAAAAAAGAAGACUAUGAUGCCUUGCCUGAGAAAUUGACAGAUGAAGAGCUUGAUAUGUUAGACUUAGCAUAUGAUCUAACAGAUACAUCUAGAUGAACGUCUGAAGAUGCUGCUUCAUCUGUUCAAUGUAUUUUACCAAAAGUAUUGGAUUCUACACAUUCUAAUAUAAUUGGAUGAGCUUCACCAUAAGUUGUAUAAUAUUAAAGUAAAUGCAAAAUGUCAGUUAUUAGCUACUCCGUAACUUGCAAAAAUAGCCUAAUUUAUGAAUAUCUGUGGAAAAUUUCGAUGACGUGUGAAUAAUAUUACCUUAAUUUUAUACUACAUAGCU